Molecule: messenger RNA, 312 nt
Organism: Vanrija pseudolonga
Lineage: Eukaryota; Fungi; Basidiomycota; Tremellomycetes; Trichosporonales; Trichosporonaceae
Gene: ssb3
Product: Replication factor A protein 3
Exons: 3
Coding region: 1-312 (103 amino acids)
Biological process (GO): DNA replication; nucleotide-excision repair; mismatch repair
Cellular component (GO): site of double-strand break; DNA replication factor A complex; nucleus
Molecular function (GO): single-stranded DNA binding; damaged DNA binding
Source: RefSeq, a predicted model, not a curated record
AUGUCCUCAUCAAGGCUGGGUCCAGAAGCUCGCGUCAACUCCAAGCACCUGAGCGAGCACCGCGGUCAGGUCGUUCGCCUCACAGCCAAGGUUCUCAAUCUCGUGGGCGACACCGCGACUGUCGAGGCCAGCGAUGGCGGCGAGGACAUGCACAUUGAAGGCACCUAUGUCGAGAUCAUUGGCAACGUCAAGGAAGACCUCUCCAUCCGUGCCCUCACCAGCAUCAACCUUGGCAACAGUCUCGACAUGAACGCCGUCAACGCCGUUGUCGAGUACUCUCACUCGUCAAAGGGCAGCGGUGUCCUUGCGUAA